AGGAGAGGUGAACAUAGGGUGAGGUAAAGGAAUAGCAGGAGACAGCGGGUACUGAACUUUAUUACGAUUAUUCAUACCAUUCUGGUAUUCUAUGGGAUAAUGUCCACUUUACAGAUAGUUGUUAUCCGCCAUGGCCGGAAGUUGAUCGGCCUCGUUCUGGUGUUAAUGGCGGCAAUUCUAGUCUGGAGUUCCAUAGAUGUUCCGUCCUCAGUUAGCAGGUUUCUCAUUGAGGGUAGAGCUGAUGUCCAGAAGGUUUUUCGGGUCGACAGUCCCAAAAAGGUCCUUAUCGUCGCAUAUUACAGAAGCGGCUCAUCGCUAACCGGAAGUGUGUUCAACGACAACGACGAAGCGUUUUACCUGUUCGAACCACUCUAUUCUCUCUACAGCUUCAAGAAUGAGCUUCGAUACUUCAAUGGCUCAACAAGACCGUGGCCACGCGAUCCCGACAGCCUCCGCAUGACUGCGGUAAACAUAUUGGCGUCCAUUUUUAAGUGUCGCUUGGCGGACGUUGACGUCGUAACUUGGACCAGGAUGAUGUGUCAAAUCGGAACGCGUACAUCGAAGGAAUUUUGUGAAUGUAAAAAAGGGAAAUCCCCACCGGAGAUUCUGCGAGACUGUAUGGCAAAUUACACAGCCAGGUGUGAGAAUGCCAAAUACCGGGUUGUCAAAACAAUCCGGUCAGACAUGGCGGAAGUUAGGUCUCUGCUGAAAAUAGUUCCGGACUUAAAAGUCAUACAUCUGCAGCGUGAUCCCCGCGGAAUGUUGUGCUCAAAAUUAUUUUCUAAACACUGUAGUGUGACCCGUGUCCAAAUCGACCAACUGUGCGACAGACUGACCAUGGAUUUGAGAGACAGACAUUCGCUGGAAAAACACUAUCCUACGAGCUUUAUGCAAGUGAUUUACGAAGACAUUGUGGAGGAUGCCAUUGCCGAGGCAGGCGACAUGUAUAAGUUUGUGGCCGGUAACCUGCCUCAUGCAAUCAAAGCUAUUCUCCAAGACAAAACCAAGUACGGUGGCAAGUAUGACGGUGCUUAUGGUACCUACCGUAAAAACGGCCUACAGACUGCUUAUAAUUGGACAGUGAUGAUUACUUGGAACACGAAUGAAGCCGUCCAAAACUCUUGUUUUGCUGUGUUGAAAAAUGGAAAAUUUCCAAUACUGAAUAACCCAACAGAGCUGCAGAAAUUUAAAAUUCCAGAUCGACGAAAGUUCCGGAAGAACUGACGCUAGUGAUUGUAGUACAAGUACCAAUGUUGUUGACCGCGGAAGGAUUUAACCAGUUUACAGGACGAGAGAGCAGCCAUCCGCAUGUAAGGCGCUAUGACAUAAACCACAUAGCAAAUUAUGGAGAAAGCACCUUUUAAUAAAAAUAAAGCCAACAUCAUUUCAGAUCAACGACAAUUCUGGACUAACUCACACUAAUAAAUACAUAUAUACACAUAUUGAUUGCGUUGGCGGCUCUAUUCCUAAGAAUAAUGUACACAUGCAACUUUUCUUUUUAU
Liolophura sinensis is the source of this 1502-nucleotide messenger RNA. Its product is annotated as carbohydrate sulfotransferase 1-like. The record is from RefSeq and is a predicted model, not a curated record. Lineage: Eukaryota; Metazoa; Mollusca; Polyplacophora; Chitonida; Chitonidae. Gene Ontology annotation, biological process: sulfur compound metabolic process; N-acetylglucosamine metabolic process. Gene Ontology annotation, molecular function: N-acetylglucosamine 6-O-sulfotransferase activity. The coding region runs from base 100 to 1224 and encodes 374 amino acids. The transcript has 4 exons.